Messenger RNA from Aspergillus lentulus, 1770 nucleotides. RefSeq lists its product as uncharacterized. NCBI's taxonomy places the organism in Eukaryota, Fungi, Ascomycota, Eurotiomycetes, Eurotiales, Aspergillaceae. Gene Ontology annotation, molecular function: oxidoreductase activity; FAD binding. The record is from RefSeq and is a predicted model, not a curated record.
AUGGAAGAGAUCCGAACAAUCGAGAUUCUGCCCAAGGGCACGAUUCUCAUAUCGGGAGGCGGGCCUGUAGGCCUCGUUCUGGCUUUGGUGUUGGCUCACCAUGGCCAGGGUAGUGUUCUGAUCGAGCAGAACAUUGAAGCCACAAGGUACCCCAAGAUGCAUUUGGUCAUUGCUAGAACCAUGGAGAUUUUCCGUCAACUAGGCAUUGCAGAUGAGCUACGAUCCAAAGGUGUGGCAGAAGAUGAGCCUUUCACAGUCCGUUUCUCAAGCGGCUUUGGUUCAGCUGGGUCUUUGUCCGCCUGGGAUCUGCCCAGCGUUGAGGCGUUCAGGCAAAACAUCUCGUUGAAUAACGACGGCACGAUGCCUUGUGAGCCUUGGGCACGUAUUCCAAGCAAUAUCAUGGAGCCAUGGCUUCGAGAGAAAUGCGAUGCGAACCCACUGAUCGAUACUCGCUAUGGGUGGGCCGUGGAAGGCCUAGUGGAGUACGAGGAUACAGUCGAGGUUCAUGUCCAUGACCGAGCAUCGAAUAUUCGCAAGACGAUUCGCUCCCCAUAUGUUGUCGGAUGCGAUGGCGCAUGGAGUGCGGUGCGGAAAGCUUUGGGCGCGGAGCUAGAAGGCGGGCCUAUGCAUCGAGCCGUGGCCUUGACCCAUUUCAAGUCAAAGGAUCUCGAGCGACUCCAUCGCCAGGGCCGGUUUUGGCAUACCUUUUUUCCCACGGACCCUACAACCAAUAACGGCUCUGUCGGCGGCGCCAUCAUCGCGCAAGACGGAAAGGAGACCUGGACAGUCCACGAUUAUUUAGGCUCCGAAUACAAUGCAGACGAUGUGACCGCCGAGAAGACAGUCGCCCGGGUCCUUGGCGGUAUGGGCCCACCCUACCCGAUUUCUAUUGAUGAAGUCACUGCAACCUCCAUCUUCACGCCGACAGUAGCUCUCGCCAAAACGUGGAGCGGCAAUCAUCAGCGCGUCUUCCUUGCCGGAGAUGCUUGUCAUCAGACAAUUCCUUCGGGCGGCUACGGAAUGAAUAUGGGCCUUGCUGACGCUUGGGAUCUUGGCUGGAAGCUCGCAGCCACUGUUCAAGGCUGGGGUGGCUCUCAUUUGAUGAAGACAUACGAACAGGAACGUCGUCCUGUGGCAGCGCUGAUGCAACACUGGAGCAAAAUCCACAUGAUGAAACUCAUGGGGCUUUCAACAGCUGUGAAAUUGGAUGCGGUCGUCAUCGAAUCCAUGGAUGAGCGCGGCAUAGCCCUGCGUAAGGAAAUCGAUCAGUACAUCCAGCAAAACGAUGACCAUAACCAGAGCUUCGGCGUUGAAAUGGGAUACCGCUACGAGUCGAGUCUGGCAGUACUGAACGAGCAGGUGGAUGUUGAAAAGGCAGCACCACAGUUUGACUCACGCAACUACAUCCCAACUACCUUUCCUGGUUCGCGGGUACCGCACGUGGCUUUGUCGGACGGCAGCGCCAUUUCCGAUGGAUUCGGGAAAGGCUUCACCAUGGUCGCGUUUCUGCAGAAAGAAGCAGUAGCAGCCGAAGACCAAUUUCAGAUGCCCAUCUCACUGGCCAGUUUUGAAGAAGCAGCACGCCAGCACAGUAUUCCUUUAAAGACACUUUGUUUGAUGAAUGAGACUCAUGCGUCCCGAAUUUGGGAUGCUUGUCUUGUCCUCGUGCGGCCUGAUGGAUUUUCAGCGUGGCGCUCAGAUAGUCUGGACAAGGUGCACAAUGCAUCACAAGUGUUGCUUCAAGCAACAGGUCAUACCUCGCCUUUGUAA